AUGAGUAGUGCCAGGGGAGCAGAAGUGGCCCAGCUUUGUUUUUGUUCUUUCGGUCUUCCUUUUUCCUUUUCGAUUGUCAGAAAUUCGAAGGUAGCUUCAAAGGCCUCUUGCCUGGGGAAAUUUUUCUCUUCAUGCUCUUCACCCUCCGCUGGUACUCUGCCCUUAUUGAUGCAAACCCUGCUCAAAAGUGGCCCGGAGAAAGGACCAGCAGACUAUUCUCUAAAUGGCGUCCCUGGACCGCAUGUCGAUGACGAUAGAAAGCUAAAUAAUCACAUAGUUUUUGUCAACAUUCGUCGAGCCAGAGAAGAGCAGAAUGGAGCAGUGCUCGCAGAGUCAAUGAUGCAGAGAAGGGUUUCAACAUUUAAUCACCAAGGAAAGAGACUUGUCCUUACAGAAAUGCACAUCGUCCAAACGCGUUUCAUUUCCGGUUUGGAGGAUGACCAUGACAUAGUCCUCAAAUACAGGGUGAAGAGACUAACUAAUAAGGUAAAGGAAGAAACAGACCUAAUGAUGUCUGUUCCUGAUGGGGCCCAACACGGACGGAUAGAUCUCGACGCUCGUCACGACGAUGAUGAAUAUUUUGAUUGUUUGAUGCAGCAACAUUUUGCAGCAAAUGGACGCAUUGUAGUAUUGACCAUCUUGACGGACCAUGGAAGGAUCAAUAAAGAGGAAGAUAAGGAGAGGGGAGUCGACUCGGCUUAUGCUACUGCCACCAUUGGUGAGAAAUGGGUGGACCGAUUCAUUAAGCGCCAUAAUGAGCUUUGCUCUAAAUAUACCCGAAAGUAUGAUUAUCAACGAGCAAAAUGUGAAGAUCCAGAGCUCAUUAAGGGGUGGUUCAAGCGGUUUCAUGACACUAUUCAAAAGUAUGGGAUCCUUGAGCAAGAUAUCUACAACAUGGACGAGACUGGCUUCCAAAUGGGUGUGAUUUCAACUGCCAAAGUUAUCUGUGGAUCAGAAACACAAGAGAGUCAUGCAAAAGCUAUACGGCCUGGGAAUCGUGAAUGGGUUACUGCAAUUGUUGCAGUAAAUGCAGCUGGAUGGGCCUUACCUCCACAUAUUAUUCUUGCGGCAGAGAAUUACCAAUCUCAAUGGUAUCAAGCUAUCCCAAAGGACUACCGAAUCAGUGUCAGCAAGAAUGGCUGGACAAAUGAUGAGAUAGGCCUUGAAUGGCUUCAGAAGACCUUCGAGACCUAUACAGCUUCAUACACAGUUGGGAGAUAUCGCCUAUUGAUUCUAGAUGGGCAUAGCAGCCAUGCUACUGCAGGAUUUGAUAAAUUCUGCACAGAGAAGAAUAUUAUUCCUCUUUAUAUGCCAUCACAUUCUUCUCCCUGCUCCACCGCUUGA
Molecule: messenger RNA, 1344 nt
Organism: Rasamsonia emersonii CBS 393.64
Lineage: Eukaryota; Fungi; Ascomycota; Eurotiomycetes; Eurotiales; Trichocomaceae
Exons: 3
Coding region: 1-1344 (447 amino acids)
Cellular component (GO): nucleus
Molecular function (GO): DNA binding
Source: RefSeq, a predicted model, not a curated record